AGAGAGAUGCAGCUGCUGCCACUACUACUACAGUAUACAGAGCUGCUUUUCAUAGAGAGAGAGUAAAUCCUCUCCCAUGCGUCCAAAAUUUUGAAAAACGUCUCUGCUUUUGUCAGGUUCAACGCAUUCAAAGCUCUCACACCUCUGCACAGCUCUGCUACUGCCUCUCAUUCAUUCUUCUGUUAUUUUCUUUUUUAUUUUUUUUCCACAUUGUGAUUUUGGGGCUCUGAGCAGAAAUACCCACCUGUCUUUUUUACUGUUGUUUUUGUUGUGUUGCGCUUUCCUUUCAUUUUCAAUAAACACCAACAAAAACUCUCUCCAAAUACAUCUCUUUCUGUUCUGUGGGUCGUUUUGGUUUGUUUUUCUGUUUCUUUCUCUCUGUUUGUCUUGGAAUCUCGAGAUUGGCGUCUUAAGAUAAAAGGACCAUUACAGGAGUAGGACCCGAUCUCAAGUUCGUUCUUUCUCAAUUGGGUCUUUGAGAAAAAGAGAAGCGAAACCGACCAUCAAUAUGAUGAAAGAGAGAGUAGGCUCUCUUGGUGGAGAGAGCCAUCCAGAGACCAACACCAACAAAACCAACUAUAGUAAAGAAGAAGAUCAAGAGCCAAGACCCAACCAAGAACAGCCCUUCUUCUAAUCCCAAAUAGUCCUUCUGCGUCCCGUUGGUUUCUGUUAUCGUUUUCUUUCGGGUUGUUCUGUCCUUUGUUUGUUGCUUUGCUGCAUUUUGUAACCCAAAAACACUGUCUUGGGACUUUCAUUGCUUCUGUUUAAUCUGUCAUGUCUAUGGCUCUUCUUAUGCACAACAAAGAGGCAUUAAUUAAGCAACAGAUGGAUUCAAGCAAGUAUGUGAGGUAUACACCCGAGCAAGUAGAGGCUUUAGAGAGGGUGUAUGCAGAAUGUCCAAAGCCUAGUUCUUUGAAAAGGCAGCAGCUCAUUAGGGAAUGCCCUAUCCUCUCUAACAUUGAGCCCAAACAGAUCAAAGUCUGGUUUCAAAACCGUAGAUGCCGUGAAAAGCAGAGGAACGAAGCAUCCCGUCUUCAGACUGUUAAUAGGAAGCUGACUGCGAUGAACAAGCUGUUGAUGGAGGAGAAUGAUCGAUUGCAGAAGCAGGUGUCGCAUCUGGUUUAUGAGAACGGAUACAUGCGACAACAGCUGCACACUGCUUCUGCAACGACCACAGACAAUAGCUGUGAGUCUGUGGUCAUGAGUGGUCAGAACCAACAACAGCAAAACCCAACACCUCAGCAUCCUCAAAAGGAUGCUAACAACCCAGCCAGUCUUCUCGUGAUCGCUGAGGAGACCUUGGCAGAGUUCCUUUCCAAGGCUACCGGAACUGCUGUCGACUGGGUCCAGAUGAUUGGGAUGAAGCCUGGUCCGGAUUCUAUGGGAAUCGUUGCUGUUUCCCGCAACUGUAGUGGCGUGGCAGCACGAGCCUGCGGCCUUGUGAGUCUAGAGCCCACAAAGGUUGCUGAAAUCCUCAAAGAUCGUCUAUCUUGGUUCCAUGAUUGCCGAUGUGUGGAGGUGUUGAGUUCAAUUACUACGGGAAGUGGGGGGAAAAUUGAGCUCAUCUACAUGCAGACUUAUGCACCGACAACAUUGGCUGCAGCACGUGACUUUUGGACACUGAGAUAUACUACUACUAGUUUGGAAGAUGGGAGUCUUGUGAUAUGCGAGAGGUCAUUAACUAAUUCUACUGGUGGGCCAACUGGGCCUCCCACCUCUGGGUUUGUUAGAGCUGAAAUGCUUCCUAGUGGCUAUCUAGUCCGACCUUGUGAAGGUGGAGGCUCCAUCAUUCACAUUGUUGAUCAUGUUGAUUUAGAUGUUUGUAGUGUUCCCGAAGUUCUCAGGCCACUCUAUGAGUCCUCAAAGAUGAUUGCUCAGAAAAUGACCAUGGCUGCCUUCAGGCACAUUCGACAAAUUGCUCAGGAGACCAGCGGAGAAAUUCAGUAUGGUGGGGGUCGCCAGCCUGCUGUUUUGAGGACAUUUAGCCAGAGGCUCUGCAGGGGUUUCAAUGACGCUAUCAAUGGCUUCCUGGAUGAUGGUUGGUCACUUAUGGAUGGUGAUGGCGUGGAAGACGUGACCAUUAUGAUAAAUUCAUCGCCAAACAAAUUUCUUGGGUCUCAAUAUCAUGCGUCAAUGUUCUCAUUUGGAGGGGGUGUGCUUUGUGCCAAGGCAUCAAUGCUACUGCAGAAUGUUCCUCCUGCUUUGCUUGUUCGUUUUCUAGGGGAACAUCGUUCAGAGUGGGCUGACUACGGGGUUGAUGCCUAUGCUGCAGCAUGUCUUAAGUCUAGUCCUUAUGCAGUUCCAUGUGCAAGGCCAGGUGGCUUCCCCAGUAGCCAGGUCAUUUUACCUCUUGCCUAUACUGUGGAGCAUGAGGAGUUUUUGGAGGUAGUUCGGCUAGAGGGUCAUGCUUUCUCCCCUGAAGAUGUAGCAUUGGCACGUGAUAUGUACUUGUUGCAGCUGUGCAGUGGAGUUGAUGAGAAUGCUGUUGGUGCCAGUGCUCAGCUUGUUUUUGCUCCCAUUGACGAAUCUUUUGCUGAUGACGCUCCUUUGCUGCCAUCUGGCUUUCGUGUCAUUCCGCUGGAUCCUAAAACAGAUGGGCCUGCUGCGUCUCGGACAUUGGAUUUGGCAUCUACGCUUGAAGUUGGACCUGGGGGUGUCCGUCCAGCGGGUGAGGCUGAUCUGAGCAAUUACAACCUUAGGUCGGUCCUCACUAUUGCAUUCCAAUUUACUUUUGAAAGCCACUUGCGAGACAAUGUUGCUGCUAUGGCUCGUCACUACGUACGAAGUGUGGUGGGUUCUGUCCAGAGGGUUGCAAUGGCUAUCGCUCCUUCCCAGCUCGGCUCAAAUAUGGGGACCAAGUCUCUUACUGGUGCUCCUGAGGCUGUUACAUUGGCACAGUGGGUUUGCAGAAGUUACAGGAUUCACACUGGGGGAGAACUGCUUCGCGUUGACUGCGAAGCGGGUGAUGCAUUGUUGAAGCAACUCUGGAAUAAUUCAGACGCAAUCAUGUGCUGCUCCCUAAAGACAAAUGCAUCUCCCGUAUUCACCUUCGCAAACCAGGCUGGUCUUGAUAUGUUAGAAACUACUCUUGUUGCACUUCAAGAUAUUAUGCUCGACAAGAUUCUCGAUGAAGCUGGUCGGAAGAUCCUAUAUUCCGAGUUCUCUAAAAUCAUGCGGCAGGGUUUUGCGUAUCUGCCGGCAGGGAUAUGUGUGUCGAGCAUGGGGAGGCCGGUGUCGUAUGAGCAGGCGGUUGUAUGGAAAGUUCUGAAUGACGAUGACUCGAACCAUUGCCUUGCCUUGGUGUUCAUCAACUGGUCCUUUGUUUGAUUAUGAAUGUAGUUAGUCUGAAACUGAUUUCCUAUCUUUUUCAAGUGAUAAUUUGCAUUAUGUCAGUACCUUGAAAAUGUUGCCCUGCAUUAGGACAUAUAUAUAUAUAUAUAAUAUGUGUAUGUCUGUCUACAUUAUUAUGGUUUAUAUAUUCUUGGAAGGCAUGUGGAAGAGCUUGAAACUCUA
Messenger RNA from Tripterygium wilfordii, 3513 nucleotides. Its product is annotated as homeobox-leucine zipper protein ATHB-14-like. The transcript has 18 exons. NCBI's taxonomy places the organism in Eukaryota, Viridiplantae, Streptophyta, Magnoliopsida, Celastrales, Celastraceae. The coding region runs from base 775 to 3327 and encodes 850 amino acids. Gene Ontology annotation, molecular function: DNA-binding transcription factor activity; DNA binding; lipid binding. The record is from RefSeq and is a predicted model, not a curated record.